Molecule: messenger RNA, 1053 nt
Organism: Suillus discolor
Lineage: Eukaryota; Fungi; Basidiomycota; Agaricomycetes; Boletales; Suillaceae
Product: kinase-like domain-containing protein
Exons: 5
Coding region: 225-758 (177 amino acids)
Biological process (GO): protein phosphorylation
Molecular function (GO): ATP binding; protein kinase activity
Source: RefSeq, a predicted model, not a curated record
GACUAUGCCGCGCAGGCUAUCCACGUCAUAACAGCAAUGCUAAGGGGGCGCAAACCGUUCUCCCGAUUGGCUACUAGUACUGGUAUCGACGACGAAAUCGAGCGGUUUUCGACGACGAAAUCGAGCGGUUUGCGCAACGAUGCUUGUCAACUGAGCCACAGGACCGUCCGCCGAUUUGUGAAGUUGUGGAGUUCUUGUGGUCACAGACAAACAUCGCGGAGACUAUGAAGACGAUGCUAUUGCGACUUCCAGUCCCAGUGACACAAAUAUCGCAAGCAGUUCUCACGAAAUGUGACUAUGAUCCUGAUGGUUUGGACGUCCUUGGUGCAGCUUUGAGAUGCAAGUGGGUUGUGCGUGGGUCGAAUGAGACCGAGGUCGCGGUCAAGACUUUGAGAGAUGAUGUUCACAGUCAAAAUGAUAUCAACAAGAUAUUUAAUAGGAUUCGUCGUGAGAUGUAUGUCAGGGAAAAGUUGAGGCAUGAGACCAUCCUUGCCCUCUAUGGAAUGACUGAGGGUUUUGGAAUUCUCCCAUCCUUUGUAUACCCAUGGAUGGCAGGCGGUUCGCUGCACGACUACGUGAAACGAGAGCACCCCAAUCUACCUGCGCGUCGGAAGCUGGAUAUCCCACUGGAGGUGGCGCAUGGUCUCGAAUAUUUACACAAGCGGGACGUUGCGCAUGGCAAUUUAACGGGUGUAUGCUUCGAUUACUUACGUUACGCAAAAAUUCUUACUGCAUCCCUAGGACAACAUUUUCCUUGACGGUUCAGGCCGUGUGAGCAUCGCAGACUUCAGUCGCUCUGUAAUACUGGCUGAAGCAGAUAGUCGGAUGUUCAGGGAGCAGCUCCCGGGAGAUGCAAGGUACAUUGCACCUGAGUCUAUCUUUACUGGUGGCCAGACAGGAGCACCAAAACCGACCAAAGAAGGAGAUGUGUACUCAUAUGGCUGCGUCGCAAUUCUGGUGUGUUAUACGGCUCAUCUACUUUCGCAUUUUACACCGCUAUUCCCCUAGGUAUUGUCGGGAAAGGUGCCGUACUGGUGGAUUUCGGAAGAGAGU